AUGAAUUUUAUGUUACCCAUUCUUAUAUCGUUAUUAUUAACAUCGAUCGUUGCAAUUCCAUUUGACAAUCUAUUGAAUAUUAAAAAAUGUGGCAAGAAUGAAGAAUAUACAACAUGUGGUUCUGCAUGUUCUCCAACUUGUGAUGAUAUACGUUAUCCAUUACCGAAACCAUCUAAAGCAUGUAUUUUAUUAUGUAAAUCUGGUUGUUUUUGUAAAAAAGGUUACUAUCGAGCCGAAGAUGGUAAGUGUGUUGCACCAGAACAAUGCUGUGGUGAUAAUGAAAAAUAUAGAACUUGUGGUCCAGCUUGCAUUGAAACUUGUGAUAAUAAACCUGAACAAUGUACGAAACAAUGUGUUGCUGGUUGUUUUUGUGCUUGUUCUGAUUAUGUUCGUCAAAGCAACAGUACUGGUAGCUCUUGUAUUCAUCGUGACAAUUGUCCAAACUUAUGUGACGAAAAUAAUUGA
Molecule: messenger RNA, 465 nt
Organism: Rotaria sp. Silwood2
Lineage: Eukaryota; Metazoa; Rotifera; Eurotatoria; Philodinida; Philodinidae
Source: the annotation of a GenBank genome assembly